Bolinopsis microptera is the source of this 1152-nucleotide messenger RNA. Its product is annotated as neuronal pentraxin receptor-like. Lineage: Eukaryota; Metazoa; Ctenophora; Tentaculata; Lobata; Bolinopsidae. The transcript has 2 exons. The record is from RefSeq and is a predicted model, not a curated record. The coding region runs from base 62 to 913 and encodes 283 amino acids.
GUCUCCUUAUAGCCAGGAGACCAUCUCAUUCUCGACAUUCUCGUUUCUCGACUCUGCCCGAAUGUUUCUGUUUUAUCUAACACUCCUGAUCCUGGCCUACUCCGUGGAGCAGUCCUCGGCUCAUGGUCCCAUCACUGCACUGAGCUUCGGGAAAGAUAUCCAGAGCUACAUGAUGCUGCAACUGGACAUGGAACCGGUAAAGGAAGCCAUUUCGGUCUGUUCGUGGAUCAACAAGAAAACAGCUGAUGGUGCUCAUGAUUCCUGGUUCACGUACAAUGCACCUUCCAAGAUGCAUGAGAUCUUAAUUGCAGGCAAGAUAAGGGGCUGGGCUAUCAUGAAUCAGAAUCAUAUAGAGAACAGCCAGGCCGUUCCUUCAAAUGAAUGGCACCACGUCUGCAUUACAUGGGGCUAUGAGACUAAGACCAGGGUAUUAUAUUUUGAUGGAAAGGCAAUAGCACAGGAAGCAUCUGGUGACGUAAAACUGACCAUGGGAGGAACAAUAGCUAUAGGACAGUACCACAAGACAGCAACAAUGGAGGCUACAUUCAACAACUAUCCAUUUGGAGGUGAACUCCUAAAGCUAAACGUCUACAAAAGGCAACUGGAAGCUGGGGAAGUAAGCAAAAUGUUUUCAUCGGGAAUGUGCUCAGACUUCGAGGAUUCUCUUGUGGGAGAGGCUUUCUUGCGGUGGGAGACCAUCCUCUACGCUACUGAGAGGCACGGAACGAUCACUGAGGUGCCGAUUACAUGCCCUGGAGAUCACUGGAAAGUGCUCUACUUCGCAGACUUUUACAAUAAGGUUGUGGACGAUGAGAUUCUGAAAAAGAUGGAGGACCAAUUCGAAGUUCUUGAAGAAUUUCGCGGCCACAAAAUAGACGAACCUCUCAUCCAGCAUCUUAGAGAGCACCACUAGAUCGACCGAGACGAACAGUACAGCUAGAGGGGAAUAAUGUUUUGGAACUUUUUAUCUUAAAGCAACGGACAAUAAUAGUUCCUUGACAUUAAAGCGUUGAAUAUCCAUUGUUUCUCGGGCAAAAAUUGUGAAUUUCAUGAACCUUUAUUUUUCAGCAUGAUUUUUAGCAAAUAGUCUGAAUUAUUUUUCGGGAAACUUGAUGGAAAAUCCGCAGAAUCGAAUGCAUUAAAAACAAUAAA